AUGUUACAUAGAUUCGUUAGAUCAGUAGUUGGUAAAACAAGAUGGGGAAAUAGAUUGACACCAUCUGAAGUAGAGGGUGCUGGUGGUGUAGAGUAUUUUCAGAAUGAACAAGAGAAAGUAGAUACUUUCAAAGCAUUCUUGGCAACACAGAUCUAUCACAGACAAAACAAUGGAGUUGGAGGUGUUGCAAAGGAGGAAGGCGAGUCGGACGAAGAUUACUAUGACAAGUCGUCGGUUGACCACGAAGAAGCGGGCUACGUAGCAUAUCAACCGAUCAAAGACGAAGAACUAUUUUUAAAUUAUCGAUUCAACCCCGCCAAUCCAUAUCCAGCAUGGUAUCAUCAACCGGACAUCGAAGAAGCAAAAAGACGUUGGGGUAAACUUGAAGGUUUUUCACUGAGAACCAUAGCAAGUCGUUUAUUUUAA
Molecule: messenger RNA, 426 nt
Organism: Heterostelium album PN500
Lineage: Eukaryota; Evosea; Eumycetozoa; Acytosteliales; Acytosteliaceae
Exons: 3
Coding region: 1-426 (141 amino acids)
Source: RefSeq, a predicted model, not a curated record